AUGUUUCAAGAGAAGCGGGGCCUGAAGGGGCUCUUCCAGAAGAAGGUGGAUCCCAAGGAGCUGGUGCGCAAGUGGCAGUCGUCUCUGCGGGCGGAGGCCCGGAAGGUCGACAGGCAGAUUCGAGAUAUUGAGAGGGAGGAGAAGAAGGCCAAGCAGUCUGUGAAGGAUGCUGCUAAGAGGGGCGACAUGGCUUCAGCAAAGACGCUUGCCAGGGCACUAGUGAACUCAAAGAAGACUGUCUCACAGCUGUACACCAACAAGGCGCACAUGGUGUCAAUGCAAGCAGCCCUCACUGAACAGCUUGCUGUGGCCCGUGUCUCUGGGACUUUGAGCAAAAGCACCGAGGUGAUGACAGCAAUUAACAAGCUUGUCAAAAUCCCAGAGCUCAUGAACAACCUCCAGGAGAUGUCCAAAGAAAUGUUAAAGACUGGUCUGAUUGAGGAGAUUGUUGAAGACACCCUUGAGUCGGCGCUGGACAGCGAGGACCUAGAGGAGGAGACUGAGGCGGAGGUGGACAAGAUACUCAUGGAAGUCACCGGAGAGACUCUUGCAGAGCUCCCUCAGGCGGCCAAGCCACAAAAAGUGGCAGCUGAGCCUGUUGAGGAGGAGCCUGAGGAAGAAGGGGCAGAGCUGGGAGAAAUGCAAGACAGGUUGUCAGCGCUUCGAAAUUAG
Molecule: messenger RNA, 672 nt
Organism: Ostreobium quekettii
Lineage: Eukaryota; Viridiplantae; Chlorophyta; Ulvophyceae; Bryopsidales; Ostreobiaceae
Source: the annotation of a GenBank genome assembly